AUGCUCUUCCUCCUCAUCCUUGUAAGCGCCCUCCCCGGCUUGCGAGCCACCGAAGCUACUAUAUGGAACACACCCAGCCACAUCCCUGAAGAUCUUGUGAACAUGCCCGACCCCACCGAUCCGGCAGAUCUCAAAUGGUUCUCCGAGAUCAAACGCAAACACCCAUAUCUUACAUGUAGCCAUAAACCUCUCAAGAUCAAGCGUACCAGCAAGGAAGUCUUGAGCAAUGGAUUGGGCCGAAAGUUCAAGGCCUUUAUGGGUAACAUCAUGUCAAACAUCCCCCCCGGCUAUGGCAAUUUAAAAUUGCAACGUGUGCUACCCUUGCAUCAAAUCUACAACUUUUGCCCGCAAUCAAAUGGUUUCUCAGUAGAACACGAUAGCAACACCCUUCUGAAAUUGGAAGGGGCGUCGUUCAACACGGAACAGCCUGCCUGGACGGCUUCUGUUCCCAAAGACGGCGGAGUUGAGAGUGUUGAGAUAGCAGUCAGGAAGAAAUCUUCCGAUCGACCAGAAAUGAUCAAAUUCGUAUUAGGGCGCACCUAUCCAAUCAAUGAUGCAGCAAAUUGGCAGCGAUUCCAACUGCUUGCCUACAAAUUGCGAACUGAAAAAGAAAAAACAGUGGUUCACAAACAAGAAAAGAAAGAACCGGCCGACAACCAAGGAAAAAAAGAAGGGUCUCACAAACCAGUCAAUCCAACCAAGUACCUUUGA
Molecule: messenger RNA, 711 nt
Organism: Puccinia triticina
Lineage: Eukaryota; Fungi; Basidiomycota; Pucciniomycetes; Pucciniales; Pucciniaceae
Exons: 3
Coding region: 1-711 (236 amino acids)
Source: RefSeq, a predicted model, not a curated record